UUUGCUGCUGUGGUCGCUCCGUGUAAGGUCAAUGAAAAGAUGGCUACCCCACCGGACAGUCCGAUUGAGGAGGUGGUGUACGAGCUAGAGCCUACGCGGGCACCGAAACCAAUACCGGUCGCACUAGAGGAUCUUUGCCGGCUGACAAAGUUCACCCGCCAGGAGAUACGGGUCAUGUACAGGGGCUUCAAAACGGAAUGUCCAGACGGGGUUGUGCACGAAGAUAGCUUCAAGGAUAUUUAUGCGAAAUUCUUCCCACAUGGAAAUUCCAGCCUUUACGCGCACUAUGUGUUCAAAGCGUUCGAUGUCAACUGCAACGGAUCCAUCACCUUCCGGGAUCUUCUAGUUACCCUAUCUACACUUCUGCGUGGUUCCGUUUACGAGCGACUACGAUGGACGUUCCGGUUAUACGACAUCAAUGGGGACGGUUGCAUCAGCCGAGGCGAGCUAGGAGAAAUUGUGUCGGCCGUACACGAACUGAUGGGACGGCGACCACACCAACCAGACGAUGACCGGAAGGCUCGGGAACAGGUUGACAAAGUGUUUGCAAAGCUAGACCUUAACCAGGACGGUAUCAUCACGAUCGAAGAAUUUCUCGAGGCUUGUCUGAAGGAUGACGUCGUCACCAAGUCUCUGCAAAUGUUUGACUGUCUUUGAUGACCGUCGGCCGAAAGUGUCUACGCGGGUUUGCGCAAACCCGAUCUAGACCGCUUUGCGUUAAUCCAUCUCUAAGGCAGGCAGGAGGACCUGAUCUAAGGCAGGAUAUGGUCGUUACGACACAGUACCCUGCAAGGAUCAGUGCCCUCGGAAA
Anopheles maculipalpis is the source of this 811-nucleotide messenger RNA. RefSeq names its product Kv channel-interacting protein 1. The transcript is spliced from 5 exons. Bases 40 to 657 code for a protein of 205 amino acids. NCBI's taxonomy places the organism in Eukaryota, Metazoa, Arthropoda, Insecta, Diptera, Culicidae. Gene Ontology annotation, molecular function: calcium ion binding. The record is from RefSeq and is a predicted model, not a curated record.